AAUGGUAGUACUUAGCAGAGGCAGAGUCUGUUUCGUCAGCAUGUUUGGUGGACCACAGAAAUUCCCAUAUCGUCCGUCUAGGUCGUUGGUGGAGCAGUUCUAGGUUUGGUUUCAGAAUCAAUUCGUGGAUGUAAUAAAUUCUGUUUCAGCGAAGGAAAGAAAAUUGCGCCGUAGUAUAAUUUUCUGCCUCAGGAGGGUCUCAUGACAGGCUCGAUUGGUGAAUGAGCAACGGCAUGCUCGCCUUACUUGAACGGACGAGGGAGGGCGAUCUUCCAUGAAAGGGUCAGCCACGUAGUGUUUGGUCAGGCGGCCGGUAUUUGUGAUAGCGGGAAGCGUUAUUUUCGCGGAAAGAUUUGCAACAAUGGCGACUAGUCAAUGCUUAUGGUCUUUUCUGUUGGGUUUAGCCAAUGCAUGCGAAGAUAGGGACAUCUUCCUGAAAAUUUUGAGAAAUGUUUUUCUUAAUGUCGUUGUCGGCUUAUGGUUUCAGAUUCGAAUCCAUUGUGAACUACUUCUCUAAGCUAAUCAUCUCAAGUAAUUGACACUCAAAGCAAUAGCUGUUUUUCGUGUGAUGUGAGAGUUAGAGAGAUGCUAGAUAGUGAUAAAGGAGACUUUAAACUUGGCACCGCCACCUCGGCGCACUGUGGUGGCGCAAACACGCUUCACUGAAAGAAACCGCGGUCAGAGCGUGAAUCGUGACCCUCUAUUCAUCCUCGAAGCAAAGCUAGCCGAAGGCAGAACAGCAUUCGCGAAGAGGCAAUUUGAGCUUGCGGUUCGGUUUUGGAAGUUAGGUUUUUGAUUGGCAAUGCUAAGGACAAGAAGAGCCCACUAGAUGAUAGAAGGUAGACCAUCAGGAUGACCAAGAUCCAAGAAGCGACUAAGCUGAAGGUAGUAGAGUAAGUUUGUGAGCGAGAUUAUUAUCAGAAGUGACAUGAUAGAGAUAGCAAAUUCUGAAUUGGGAUCACGCGCGGGCGUGCAUACUCCUGGUGGCGGUCUCGCAUUUCCUACCCAAUAAUAGAUUAAGAAAUGCUUUUUUUUGCUGCGUAGCCGUAGGUUUUCUUCGAUCUACUGGUUCCUUUCACUGAGUCCUACACCUCUUUCCUCUCUACCCUUAAAUUUCGCUAAAGUUUUCUCUGUAAACUCACUACAUACUUUCUCUGAACUUUCUUUUCUGCAACCUGCAUUUUAUUUUGUAGUCUGACAGUUGCCAUUCAUUCAUCCUCUAAACCGCGAGGGUGCGCGGGCUGCUAUAGAACUAGAGCCCCGAUCACGAGAGGAGCACGAUGCCUCUCUCCGAUACCUAGCCAAGUUGCGGCUCAACCUUUUAGCCGCUUACCUCAAAUUACCACGCAGACAAGCCGACUGCUUCGCAGGUAGAACUUCAGGCGCGGAAGAUCCCGUCCCCGCCGACGAAUGGCUACAGUCGGAAAACGACGGGCAAGUGGGUCGAGACAUUAUGUUUGAACUAGUAGAUUUUUCGCGUGGUGGAUUUCCAACCGCAAGUCCCUAUCCAUCAAAAUUGUGUUUCAUUUUGUUCAUGGUUCGACAAAGAUGAAGAAAGUCGAUAUACGAGUUUGUUUCCUGCAACAGCGUUCACUAGAUUACCAGCUUUCACUUCAUCAUUGACAGUGCAUUUUGUAAAAAAUUUGCUUUAAUUCUUGUGGCGAGUUGAUCCAGAAGAAGUAUUUUCGGCUUUUCGAGGCGAAGCUUGGUCUUGGCGAGUACAAACUUUGCCGAGAAGUCUUGACGCUGCUAAAGGAAGCCAUUGAGUUAAGACUUUCUUAUAGCCUGUUUAGUCAGUCUGCAAAGAUGUCAUGUGCGAAACUUAUGCUAAAAAAUUGCGUUGUAUUUAUUCCCAACAGCAAGUCAUGUGUUGUACCUCUAUCUAAGUAGAUGAAAAGUAGAAGCACCUUUAACUGGAAAUAUGUAACCAAGUUGUUUGUCUUCGCUGAGAGAAGUAAGUAGUUCGUGUCUUGUGAGAAAGCUCAGAAGUGGAGGAGUCAGAUUCUAUGAAAUCCAUCUUUCCUACCUUCUAUCGUUGCUCUAGGUUUGAAAGGAGAAGAUCCUCUACCCACUUUCGGUGCGUGCGCGGCGUCUGUUAACUUUUACGGAGUUUUAAUGAUGAGUGGAGCCGCAGCAUCAUCGUCUGUUGAUGCCGCUGGUGGUGGAGCAGGAAGGCAGUCGGGUUCGCUGUACUGGCGAAAACUUUUGGUCAGGGUGCCUGUUGAAGUUGCUCGGUCAGGAAGCAAUGCAGCUCGGGCAGAAAGUGUGGAUGAUCAAGAAGGCUGUGCGAGCAGUGGCAACGCAUCUAUGAGACCGACUGCAGAUGAGGAGGAGAAAACGUGGGCGAUGUACUACGAACUUUUCAGGAAAUAUGUGAAAGUAUCAAGAUUCCAGAAGUCCCUAAAGCAAGCAUUGAAAAGAGCGGAACAGCGAGUCGUGCACUCUUCAAGAACAACGUCGCAAAAAACGGAUCCGGAGAGUGCUGCAGCAGGAGAUAUAUCAGGGGAAAAGGAAGUGCUAGUUCACAGAGAAGGAAGAAAAGGCGCUCGCGACCCAAUGCGUGCCGUUAGCGAAGAUGAAUGGCUGACGUCGAGUGCCGACGAAUGCAGCGACGCAGCGUUACGACCACACGCAAUCACAGAAGACAAGGGUGACGUCAUUAGCUCACUGGGUGAGCAGGAUAUUCUGCGCGAUGCAAAGAUGGUGGAUAUUUUUGUAAGCACGGGGGGAGUAGAUCUUUUGCGGUCUGCCUUUGAGCUUCGAAAGAACUGGACGCGCAGCCACAGCACACUGGCAGAAAUCGCAUCCUUCGGUCUCUUACAGAACGACCUGGACUUCGACCUCAUCGAGCGCUUGAGAACGUCCGUAGUGAACAGUGCCGAUCUAGAACUGGCUGCAACAAUGUCGCGCUAAGCUCUGCGCGAAGUCUCCUUUGCGUAUACGGAUUUAUGGAUUAUGUUCCUAUCAUAAGAAGACUUACCAAUUGAAGUAAUGAAAUGAAAACCUAGCAUGAGGAACGCCUCUGCUACUUCCAGAAAGUUGCGUCUGAAGAUUAUGUAUCAACAGAGUAAGCGCUUUUGCUCGUUUUGUUCCCUACAAACUGAGGAGAUCUUGUCAGUCUUAAACGCGAAUCGUCUUCCUUGUGUUGAGUUUCAUCAGCCAUAAAGC
Messenger RNA from Amoebophrya sp. A25, 3168 nucleotides. Lineage: Eukaryota; Dinophyceae; Syndiniales; Amoebophryaceae. The record is from the annotation of a GenBank genome assembly.